AUGUCACCCCCUGAUGGCAACCCCCUGUCCCGCAUCUCCGCCACGCGCCGCUUCGAUCCUUGGAACUCGUCCGCCACUGGCCACCAGCGCGCAGAGACGCAGCCCGGCACCGGAUGGAGGCACUCGCGGACCAGGAAGCUCAACAGCCAGUUCGGCGCCGGCGAUGGUUCCGGCGGCAAGAGGCUGAGCGAUACCUGGGGGGCGGGGGCUGAAGACGCCGGUGAUGGCAGUAAUAACAAAAAGAGCAGCGUCAUGGACAUGCUGACUCGACCCGGCCUGAUGCGCCAGACGCUGGAAUCGAACCAGCCAAAACAGGCAAACGCAAGAGACAGUCGCAAUGGCGAGUUUCCCCAAGGAGAUGCCAGCCUCACAGCAGAAGAGCGCUUAAUGCAGCGGAGACGGCUGGAAGACGAGGAAAAGCAAAGGCAAGCACAGGAAAGCCCCCGCAAGCUGUUUGAUGGAGUCACCGUCUAUGUCAACGGCAGCACCUUUCCCCUGGUAUCGGACCACCGGCUCAAGCAGCUCAUCAGCGAAAACGGCGGCAACAUGUCCCUGAACCUGGGCCGGCGAAAGGUCACCCAUGUCAUCCUGGGGCGACCCAAUGGCUCAACAGAAGGGAAGGGUCUCGGUGGUGGUCUGGCUGCCGGCAAGCUGGAAAAAGAAAUUCGCAAAAUCGGUGGCUGCGGCGUCAAGUUUGUCAGCGUGGAAUGGGUCCUACAGAGCCUCCAGGAGGGAAGGAGACUACCCGAAGCGCGCUUCUCCGAUGUUAAGAUGGCCGCAAAGGCCCAGAAUAGCGUCUAUGGGCUGUACACCAAGCACGAUGCCGGCUCCAGGUCCACGUAG
This is a messenger RNA of Trichoderma citrinoviride, 843 nucleotides long. RefSeq lists its product as hypothetical. The transcript is spliced from 3 exons. Lineage: Eukaryota; Fungi; Ascomycota; Sordariomycetes; Hypocreales; Hypocreaceae. The record is from RefSeq and is a predicted model, not a curated record. The coding region runs from base 1 to 843 and encodes 280 amino acids.